AAAAGAGAAAAAAAGGCAUUCUGGGCAAGCAGCAGCACCAGAUCCAAGAUGGCGGCCAGCAGGAGGCUGAUGAAGGAGCUUGAAGAAAUCCACAAAUGUGGAAUGAAAAACUUCCGUAAUAUGCAGAUUGACAAAACAAAUUUAUUGACUUGGCAAGGGCUUAUUGUUCCUGACAAUCCUCCAUAUGAUAAGGGGGCCUUAAGAAUCGAAAUAAACUUUCCAGCAGAGUACCCAUUCAAACCACCGAAGAUCACAUUUAAGACAAAGAUCUACCACCCAAACAUUGAUGAAAAGGGGCAGGUCUGUCUGCCAGUAAUUAGUGCUGAAAACUGGAAGCCAGCAACCAAAAGCGACCAAGUAAUCCAGUCCCUCAUUGCCCUGGUGAACGACCCCCAGCCUGAGCACCCACUUCGGGCUGACCUAGCUGAAGAAUACUCUAAGGACCGUAAAAAAAUUCCAUAAGAAUGCUGAAGAGUUUACAAAGAAAUAUGGGGAAAAGCGACCUGUGGACUAAAUCUGUCAUGACUGAUUGCAGCAAGUGUGAGCAGAGACCCCGAGCAGUGCAU
This is a messenger RNA of Sorex araneus (European shrew), 566 nucleotides long. RefSeq names its product ubiquitin-conjugating enzyme E2 L3-like. The transcript has a single exon. NCBI's taxonomy places the organism in Eukaryota, Metazoa, Chordata, Mammalia, Eulipotyphla, Soricidae. The record is from RefSeq and is a predicted model, not a curated record. Bases 49 to 462 code for a protein of 137 amino acids.